AUGGCGCGGUUGAAUGAUGAUCAAGAGGACUCGAUGGUCCACUCGACCGACAUACUGAGCCCGACGCCCUGUACACCGAAUAAACAGCACCUCACCUCGACGCUCGACACGCCAGACACCCACAGCGAGGCCGAUUCCGUCAGAGACGACGCAUCGGUGUCAGUCAAAGACUAUGGCUACCAGUCCUCCGCAUCGUCGACACGGCACUCCUCAAGUGACAUUUUCGGUCGCGAGGUAGACGAUGAGCUGGAGCAAAUGAAGUCUCGAGCGUCUAGUCGUUCUUCGUUUUCUUCGGUCCCAGCAUCCGUUCUGGUGCAUCCGUACGAACAGCAAAAGCCCAUUCCCACAAUCGAAGCGCAUGAGCGGGCGGGAGGCUAUACGACGGAGGAAGACGAAGCCAGCUUUGGGGGAUUCGAUGGGCCUCCUCCAAGAACAAUUCAUUCCAUUCGAUACCGUGAGGCGGCAUUCCGGAAGCCAAGCUCGGUGCGAGCAAUGCAGAUGCACACGGAAGACGAGGCGGACUCCGAUGAAUUCUUGACCCCGCCACGACGCCGGCCUGGCAUGCGCUCUCCGGGCUCGUCACCGCUGAAACGGUCGCCAUACUACUCACCUACCGCAUCUGCGAACAAGCCCAAGCCCAAGAAGGAGUUCCCGCUCGUGCUCCUACACUGCAACUUGCUUCCUCCAUCUCUGCCCGUCCCCGGUGCGGCCAACCCUCAAAAUGAGAAGAUUCUCGAGGAAGUCCUGCCUUCGCAGUUUUGGAAGCGGUGGAGGAGGCUCCAGGAUAAGGCGGGGUCGGGCAUGCUGCGCGAUCGAGGUGUCUUGAUUUCCCACCCCGAAGAUGUGUAUGACAUGCUCGAGGAGCGCCUAUUGGAGAGUCUGGAACUUCAACACUCACGAGUACGCAAUGGGCACUUCCUUGGACACGAAAGCGGUCCUGGUUCAGAGACAGAGCUCUCUGAGAAGGAUGAGAGCGAGACAGAUGGCGAGCAAGGCGAAGAGUGCCCCGACUGCGGUGGCCAUGCUCUUCGCCACGGCGACAGUAAUCGCAAGUGGGAAAUCAGGGUCUACGCUGCAAAUGGACUGAUGCGCGCCGGAGCUUGGGCUGCCGCUUGGAAAGAGAUGGAGAAGGUUGAUGUGGAGGUCGGACUAUGGCUGCCCUCCGAUGUGCGACGGGCCUUGGAGAAGCGACUGUCUGAGGCGCGGAUGGCUGUAGCCAAAGAGGAGCCUCGUUCCGCUGCUAUGGAAGAGCACCUGCAAUUUAUUCCCACAUCGCCACCCUCUUCUAUACAGGGGCAUGCCAGGGGUAUCAGUGAUACAUCUUUUCAACCCGAUGUCGCAAUUCCCAGGUUGUCAGCCACCGAAGACCGACACCAUCCAGCGCUGGAAGUGCGACAGGGCCAAAAACAGCACGAGGUUGCGCUUCAAACCCUUAUCGUCAACUAUAUUCGCGUGCUGGCGGGUGACCGACGCAAUGUGGCCCUGGUCGUCUUGAGCAUCCUCGUGGCCUUCCUCGCAAUUGGAUCCCAUCAGCGACCGCCACCUUCGUUCGAUGUGCGUCCUUUUCCUCGGGAAAUGUUUGAAUCAUCGGCACUGCCAAGUCUGAGCAUGGCGACAAUGGCUCCAGUGUCUUCUUCUGAAAACAUGGUCAGCUCGGCUAGCACGGACAUUCUGGAUUCAACUCCAUCAGUACCCGUGCCGGUGUCUGAAACGACAACGCCUGCAGUGAAGGAGGAAGCCUCUUCCCCAUCCGAGGCCGUGCAAUCAUCUACACAAACGGUUGAGCCCGCGGAAGCCGUUCCUGAGCCUGCAGUGGAAGUCCCAGUGGAAUUCGUAGCGGAAUACCCAGUGGAACCUGAAGUGGCAUCCCCAACAGAUUCUGCAGUGGAAAUGGAUGCAGAAGAGGCGGAGAGAGAAUCCCCAGAAGAACCUGCCGCACCGGAAGAAGCGCAACUCGAGACAGAAGAGGUCCCUGAAGAAACAUAUUGA
Messenger RNA from Penicillium alfredii, 1989 nucleotides. RefSeq lists its product as uncharacterized. The coding region runs from base 1 to 1989 and encodes 662 amino acids. The transcript has a single exon. The record is from RefSeq and is a predicted model, not a curated record. NCBI's taxonomy places the organism in Eukaryota, Fungi, Ascomycota, Eurotiomycetes, Eurotiales, Aspergillaceae.